AAUUUUAGAUUUUAGGUUUUAGAUAUUGAAAAUGGAGAAUGACGCUGGAGAAUUCGUUGAUUUAUAUUGUCCCAGAAAAUGUUCUGCAAGCAACCGAAUUAUUCAUGCUAAGGAUCAUGCCUCUAUUCAAAUAACCUUGGCUGAUGUUGAUCCAACAACAGGAAGAAUGUUGGACACGUAUACAAUGUAUGCAAUAUGCGGAGCAAUCCGUCGAAUGGGGGAAUCCGAUGACUGUAUUGUUCGCCUUGCAAAGAAGGAUGGUAUUUUAGCACGAAAUUUUUAAUAUAAAAUGUGCAUAAAUAAAUUUAAAAAAAAUUCUUA
This is a messenger RNA of Ceratosolen solmsi marchali, 321 nucleotides long. RefSeq names its product ribosomal protein S21 (gene RpS21). The record is from RefSeq and is a predicted model, not a curated record. Gene Ontology annotation, molecular function: structural constituent of ribosome. Gene Ontology annotation, cellular component: ribosome. Gene Ontology annotation, biological process: translation. The transcript is spliced from 3 exons. Bases 32 to 283 code for a protein of 83 amino acids. Lineage: Eukaryota; Metazoa; Arthropoda; Insecta; Hymenoptera; Agaonidae.